CAGAUGAUGAACGAUCGAUCUGUCUUGGUGGAUCCAGGCCGGAAAGUGCGAGGCAGAAGAAGAUCACGUGUGUGACAGUCGUUGCAGCUCGCGCCGUCAUUCGAUGGCAUAUCGCAGUAGCUUCUCUAUGCCGAUAACCACACAGGAUUUUGUCUAACCAUUUCGUUCAUUUUGAGGAAAGCCCUCUACGAUGAAGAGCAUACUGCAGAGCGCAGGCGGAAAUCGUAUAAAGCGGCGGUUAUCCUUCGCCGCCAAUGUGAAGCCUCCAGUGGACGAUGUCCCAACGGAAAUUAGCAGGCAACAGUUCCCGGCACCCUCCAUGCCAACCGGGCCGCGGGACCCUGGCGGCAUUCUCAGCUCCCUUCAGCCAGUCGAUGCCAUACCAUCGGAACCUGCAUCCCGCGUGCAUAUGGUACCCCUCACAGCGUCAGGAGCGGCAGGGAGCCCUCAACCUGCAACGAACCAGCGGCAACAACGCAGCAAGCUUAGCCAGACGACUAAAAUAGUUAUUACGCGAGAUUCGGGCAUGCUGGACUGUUUCUGCUGCGAAGUCUACAACGAAUGGAGCAGCGCUGUCCGGCUAUGGGUCUGUGGCAGCAUACUCCUCGGCGUGGUGCUGAUGACUACUCUCAUUAUCUUGCUCUUGUCGGGAGACUCCGAAGCGACCUCGGCUACGACAGGACUGACGUCAACGGUGCAGGUUAACAAGAGCGCGCUGUUCAUCGUUGGCCCCGCGGGUGAACUUGAGUCCGAAUUCUACGCCGAUGGAAAAGACCCAAAUAACCCGGUAACGCCCAGCAGCUAUGACGACCAGACCAGUUCUGGAGUAUGACCACCAUGUCUGUCAGGCUGACCCACCAGUCCCGUGGUGUCUCGAGGUCUCUACGAUGAAGGCAUAUUGGAAUCGUUCAUGUUCAUCAAUAAAGCGCGCUACAAGAGCGACCGAAAGUUUAGCAUUGUAACACGUGA
This is a messenger RNA of Ornithodoros turicata, 969 nucleotides long. RefSeq lists its product as uncharacterized. Lineage: Eukaryota; Metazoa; Arthropoda; Arachnida; Ixodida; Argasidae. Bases 191 to 832 code for a protein of 213 amino acids. The record is from RefSeq and is a predicted model, not a curated record. The transcript has 3 exons.